Lentinula edodes (shiitake mushroom) is the source of this 309-nucleotide messenger RNA. RefSeq lists its product as uncharacterized. Gene Ontology annotation, cellular component: PAM complex, Tim23 associated import motor. The coding region runs from base 1 to 309 and encodes 102 amino acids. NCBI's taxonomy places the organism in Eukaryota, Fungi, Basidiomycota, Agaricomycetes, Agaricales, Omphalotaceae. Gene Ontology annotation, molecular function: ATPase activator activity. The transcript has 2 exons. Gene Ontology annotation, biological process: protein import into mitochondrial matrix. The record is from RefSeq and is a predicted model, not a curated record.
AUGGCUUCACCUUUACUGGUCGGAGCUGGCGUUGCUGCUGCCGCUUUAGCGGGAAGAUAUUUCAUCAAACAAGCGGGAAAGAGUGCUGCAGAGAAAUGGGCUCAAGGAGGAUUUAGGGCAAAAAUGGAUCGAAAGGAAGCUAUUGCAAUCUUGGGACUCAAAGAGGGACCCCAAUUACGCACAAAACUGAAAGAUGCCCACCGGCAUAUAAUGCUCGCUAAUCAUCCAGACAGGGGAGGGUCGCCAUACCUUGCGAGUAAAAUAAACGAAGCUAAGGACUUGUUGGACAAGCAGGAAGGCAGACGGUAG